Molecule: messenger RNA, 2301 nt
Organism: Ixodes scapularis (black-legged tick)
Lineage: Eukaryota; Metazoa; Arthropoda; Arachnida; Ixodida; Ixodidae
Product: cytochrome P450 2J2-like
Exons: 9
Coding region: 213-1763 (516 amino acids)
Molecular function (GO): monooxygenase activity; oxidoreductase activity, acting on paired donors, with incorporation or reduction of molecular oxygen; iron ion binding
Source: RefSeq, a predicted model, not a curated record
CGGCUCUACAGGGGCAAAUGGAAGUCCCUUUAAUGUCAACGACUGGUUUGGUGAUAUCGUCAAAGCGCUGAGGACACUCGGAAGGAAGGAAGGACAUUAACAGGACGUCGCAGCAAAGGGACUCGUUCGUGGUUUCAACAAAGCGGUUCUUCGAUCCAACCAACCGCCGCCACAGACCGCCAAGGAGCUGUGUGAUCCUAUCCUUUUCUUUUAUGGACGACGAGAUGUACGAGUCCUAUUCACCAUCUUUUGUUUGGAAGGUCUUUCGCGAAGAUUAUUUCUAUGUGGCAAAAGACAUCGUUCUUGGCCUGGUGAUAACGCUGGUCAUCGGAGCGCUGUGCCUCAAAAAGGGGAAGGCGAGGAUUCAGGACAGGCCGCUACCUCCGAGGCCGACUGGUGUCCCUGUCCUAGGUUACCUGCCAUUUCUCGGAUCCAGUCCCCAGGUUACCUACAAGAAACUCGCGGCAAAAUACGGACCCAUCAUCAGAGUCAAACUAGGAUCGGAAGAUGUCGUUGUGCUAAAUGACCUGGACUCGAUCAAAGAAGGAUUGAACAAAGACGAGUUCUUGGCACGUCCUACAAAUUUUCUGUUGAAACGCGUCGGAAUUGAUGGAAUUGCAACAAUGAAUGGACAAGCAUGGGUUGACAACCGCAAGUUCUGCAUUACCGUGUUAAAAGAACUUGGAUACGGAAAGAAGAGCAUGGAAGAACAUAUAAAGGAGGAGAUUUCCCAAUUCUGCAAUGUCCUGAAAUCGUGGAAUGGCACACCGGGAAAAAUGGAAACUUUGAUUGCGUCGAGUGUCUCCAACAACAUUGCUGCACUUAUAUUUGGAGAACGUUUCAGCUACGAUGAUCCGAGGCGCAAGUUCCUCGACAAAGGAGCAAGUACAGUUUCGCGGAAUGCUAGCUUGACAUCAACCUUGGAAUUCUUGCCCGCCUUGCGCAAGCUUCUCUCCUACCUUCCAUCGUCCAAAUCCAGUAUCGUCCGUGCGCAGGCGGACGGUAUGCUUGAGUUUAUCAGAAAAGAGGCCGACCAACGUUCGAAGACGCUAAAUCCAGGCGUGAAUAGGGACUUCAUCGAUGCUUACCUCAAGAAGAUAAACGAGUGUAACGGAGACAACUCAAGCUUCAAUUUACGGAUUUUGAUGGGCAAUGCCCAGAAUCUGUUCGGAGCCGGCACAAACACAGUCAGGGCCAGCAUAGAGUGGAAUUUGCUCAGCUGCGCUCGUGACCCCGAAGGUGUUCAGAGGAAGCUUCAGCAAGAGGUUGACAACAUCGUAGGCCGGCAACGAGCUCCCGAAUGGGAGGACAGACACAGGAUGCCCUACACCAUGGCUUUCAUCUGGGAGGUGCUUCGUUGGAGGACACCGACUCCGCUGGGACCCAUAAGGAUGGUUGAUCGCGAUACCACUAUAGGUGGUUUCCACGUUCCCGCCGAGACUGUGGUUCUUUCUAAUUUCUGGGCAGUCCACCACGAUCCUAAGGUGUGGGAACAUCCUUUCGAUUUCGACCCUACUCGAUUUUUGAAUGCGGAUCACACUGUACUACUGCCGAAGCCAGCGGCUCUCAUGCCUUUCAGUACAGGCAGACGGAUGUGCCCCGCUGAAACGCUCGCCGUCAUGGAGAUCUUCAUGUACGUGACGACCCUGAUGCAAAAGUUCACGGUGCUGCCCAAGGAAGGGGAGACAAUUUCGAUGGACAUUCACCAAGGAUUAAUCAACAGUCCCCUUCACAGCCAAGAGCUCCGAUUUCUGGCGAGAUGAGGGACACCUUUGCGAUGUUGUUCGACGGUCGUUUGCAAACUUUUUUUUUUUGGGGGGGGGGGGGGGGGGGGGGGGGGGGGGGGGGGGAUUCUAGGACAAGCUAUUGCAGCGAUCGAUUCAAUGUUUACUCAUGCAAUGAACGAGUAAAUAUUGUUGCGUGCUCUAAUUUUUUUAUUCAAUAUUAAAGCCAAGUGGGUGAUAAGUCUACACCGCGUACUCAGUAUUAUAUUUAUUCAUUCGGCAAAAACGCAACUUAGAUAUAAAAAAAAAACUUUGAUACAAAAAUUUGAGAAAAGCUCUUGUAGACAUCUCUAUUUUGACACUGAGCACAUGGUGUAAAAUUAUUACUCUCUUAACGAGAAAAACGACAGGUACAUAAUAUUAUUUACUCGUUAAUCACCUAAUUAAUUAUUUAACCUACGAAAUAGUUUGCCCUAGAACUCCGUAAAAACAGGGAGCACGUUAACUAAGUUACCUUUGAGUAUGAAUCUUCAAAGGUCCCAUUGGUCAAUAAAAAAAAAGUCUUCUACCAAUUCAA